Durotheca rogersii is the source of this 2121-nucleotide messenger RNA. Its product is annotated as beta-tubulin. Gene Ontology annotation, molecular function: structural constituent of cytoskeleton; GTPase activity; GTP binding. The transcript is spliced from 6 exons. The record is from RefSeq and is a predicted model, not a curated record. Bases 426 to 1772 code for a protein of 448 amino acids. Gene Ontology annotation, biological process: microtubule cytoskeleton organization; mitotic cell cycle. Gene Ontology annotation, cellular component: microtubule; cytoplasm. NCBI's taxonomy places the organism in Eukaryota, Fungi, Ascomycota, Sordariomycetes, Xylariales, Xylariaceae.
AGGGUACAACACUUCGGUACGUAGCAGGCAGAUAUGCAGGUAAGGGAGAUAGCGGAGGUGCUACUUCUAGAAUUGCAAGCACACUGACCCGCAGAGAGGGGCUCCUCCCCCGUAGCAACGAAUAGGAACCGCCCUUUCCCUUUAGAAAGUUCUCCAGGCAGAGAAACAGAAAAGGAAAGGAAAGAAAAAAAACAGACAACCUGAGCUACCCUCUUCUCGACUGUCUCCCGAGCCAGGCACAACACAAACCUCUCUUCAUACCACUCACACACCGCUCCUCUCCUAUCCUUCUUAUUCUUCUUCUGCCCUCAGCCUCCAUCACAUAACCCUCUCCCCAAACCACAUCCAUUCAUUCUUCCUCCUCGCUUGCCAGCCUCUCUCUCUCCCCUCCUCCUCUUAGACCCUAAUCAGCAACAACCGCCAACAUGCGCGAGAUCGUUCACCUCCAGACCGGCCAAUGCGGCAACCAAAUUGGUGCUGCUUUCUGGCAGACCAUCUCGGGCGAGCACGGUCUCGACAGCAAUGGCGUUUACAAUGGCACCUCGGAGCUCCAGCUUGAGCGCAUGAGCGUCUACUUCAACGAGGCCUCUGGUAACAAGUACGUGCCUCGCGCCGUCCUUGUCGAUCUCGAGCCCGGCACCAUGGAUGCCGUCCGUGCUGGCCCCUUCGGCCAGCUCUUCCGCCCCGACAACUUCGUCUUCGGCCAGUCGGGUGCUGGCAACAACUGGGCCAAGGGCCACUACACCGAGGGCGCCGAGCUCGUCGACCAGGUCCUCGACGUCGUCCGCCGCGAAGCUGAGGGCUGCGACUGCCUUCAGGGCUUCCAGAUCACCCACUCUCUCGGCGGUGGUACCGGUGCCGGUAUGGGCACCCUGCUGAUCUCCAAGAUCCGCGAGGAAUUCCCAGACCGCAUGAUGGCCACCUUCUCCGUCGUCCCCUCCCCCAAGGUCUCCGACACCGUCGUCGAGCCUUACAACGCCACCCUCUCCGUCCACCAGCUGGUCGAGAACUCUGACGAGACUUUCUGUAUCGAUAACGAGGCCCUGUACGACAUUUGCAUGCGCACUCUGAAGCUGUCGAACCCCUCGUACGGUGAUCUCAACCACCUCGUCUCUGCCGUCAUGUCCGGUGUCACCACUUGCCUGCGCUUCCCCGGUCAGCUAAACUCUGACCUGCGCAAGCUUGCCGUGAACAUGGUGCCCUUCCCUCGUCUACACUUCUUCAUGGUCGGCUUCGCACCCCUGACCAGUCGCGGUGCCCACUCUUUCCGCGCUGUCACCGUUCCCGAGUUGACCCAGCAGAUGUUUGACCCCAAGAACAUGAUGGCUGCUUCGGAUUUCCGCAACGGUCGAUAUCUCACGUGCUCUGCCAUCUUCCGUGGCAAGGUCUCGAUGAAGGAGGUCGAGGACCAGAUGCGCAAUGUUCAGAACAAGAACUCGUCCUACUUCGUUGAGUGGAUCCCCAACAACGUCCAGACCGCCCUCUGCUCCAUCCCACCCCGUGGCUUGAAGAUGUCAUCGACGUUCGUCGGUAACUCGACCGCCAUCCAGGAGCUGUUCAAGCGUAUCGGCGAGCAGUUCACCGCCAUGUUCCGACGAAAGGCUUUCUUGCAUUGGUACACUGGUGAAGGCAUGGACGAGAUGGAGUUCACCGAGGCCGAGUCCAACAUGAACGACUUGGUUAGCGAAUACCAGCAGUACCAGGAUGCCGGUGUCGAUGAGGAGGAAGAGGAGGAGUACGGCGAGGAUGCCCAGGGCGAGGCCGAGGAGUAAAUUGGACCCCUCUUAUACCCAUUGCCACAGAGAGGGCAGCAUUGCGUGGAUGGAUGGAUGGAUGAGUAGGGCAUGUCACCAUUCUGUGGUUGUCUUCUAUACUAUUCUCGCAUAACCCCCCUCACUCCCUCCCCUCCCUCUCAGCGCCUAGACCUUCAAUGGAUAUAAAGGAAUAAUAUAGUCAAUCGCGGUCGAUUGCAAGGUCUCGGGGGCUUGUUAGAUGUGUAACCAACCACUCUCUGGCGUGUUUGGGAGAAGGAGAAGAACAGAAACAAAGAACUAAAAGAGGAGGGUUAUUAUUCUUCGGUAGUAGUGACAAGAAAACAGAAUUGAUUUUCUUGUACCCGUU